AUGACCGGUCUCACUAAUCUCAAUGCUAUCUUGGCUACCCUUGAUCCUGUCUUAGGCGAAAGUCCUUAUGUAUUUGCUUCACUUAAGAAUGACACCACUGUUGAUGUGACUAGUCUUGAUCCCCUCUUCACAUUCAAGGAAGAAGAAGGUACAACGGUGAUUGUCCAUCAAGAUGUCGCAGACAAAAUGUCGCUUGAAUAUCUGGUAGUCUUCAAUCAAAUCACCUUAAAGGUCCAUCUGAGUCUUGAAGCCAUUGGCUUAACGGCAAGCAUUGCUACUGAAUUGACCAAGCAUCAAAUCAGUUGUAAUGUCGUGGCUGGCUACUACCAUGAUCAUAUCUUUGUUCCUACUGCUAAGAGUCAACAAGCACUUGAGGCGUUGAAAGAGUUACAACGAUACUCCGACAUUCAACUGAAAAAUUUAUACUGA
This is a messenger RNA of Lizanozyma spartinae, 429 nucleotides long. RefSeq names its product ACT domain-containing protein. NCBI's taxonomy places the organism in Eukaryota, Fungi, Ascomycota, Pichiomycetes, Serinales, Debaryomycetaceae. Bases 1 to 429 code for a protein of 142 amino acids. The record is from RefSeq and is a predicted model, not a curated record. The transcript has a single exon.